AUGUGGAGUUUCGUCGUCGGACGUGACGCUCACCUGGCCCUCGGAGACGUCAAGGGGUGUACGGGGGCUAACCCCAACAUCAAACUCGUUGUCGAGUUUCCCGCGUGCGGCAAGGUGCUCACGCUCUUGCUGUUCCCGCUGUUUGGCAACAGCGUUGCGGCGGUGCUCCUCUGCCACCGCAAUAGUAGACCGCUCCUGCUCCUCCUUUUCCAAUGUGGCCCGCAGACUCGUCUCUAUCUCCGCGGCAAGGGUGGUGAGCGGCCGACGUGCAUCUGCUUCUGCUUCUGCCGCUGCCGUCUCUUCCUCCUCGACGGUGUGGAUGUGCAGCGGCGGCGGCGGCGCAAACGGUAUUGGGGGCGCAAGGUAGCGGUGCUCAGUGGGCGGCAGUGGCACACUGCGUGCGCGGUCCGCGGUCGACCGUCGACGCGGCGAACCAGACCCCUUAAUGGAGUAGAGGUUCACAGCAAUAGGUUUCUCCUCACUUACAAGUGA
Messenger RNA from Trypanosoma grayi, 492 nucleotides. RefSeq lists its product as hypothetical. The transcript has a single exon. NCBI's taxonomy places the organism in Eukaryota, Euglenozoa, Kinetoplastea, Trypanosomatida, Trypanosomatidae. The record is from RefSeq and is a predicted model, not a curated record. The coding region runs from base 1 to 492 and encodes 163 amino acids.